Cotesia congregata is the source of this 2005-nucleotide messenger RNA. The record is from the annotation of a GenBank genome assembly. Lineage: Eukaryota; Metazoa; Arthropoda; Insecta; Hymenoptera; Braconidae.
AUGGAAACUCUAGACAUAAAAAUAUUGUAUGGAAGUGAAACUGGAACUGCUCAAGAUACCGCUGAAGGACUUUGGAAAUUAAUUAAGAGAUAUAAAUUAAAUUGUUCAGUUAUGUGUAUGGACGAUUAUAAUAUUGAAAAUUUAAUAACUGAAAAAUUAAUAAUAUUUAUUACAAGUACAACCGGUCAAGGAGAAUGUCCAUCAAAUAUGAAAAAAUUUUGGCGUUUUUUAUUGCAAAAAAAAUUACCAAAAAAUUUAUUAAUAAAUUUUAAGUAUGCUGUACUUGGAUUAGGUGAUAGUUCAUAUGAAAAAUACAAUUAUGCUGCUAAAAAAUUACACAAAAGAUUAUUACAAUUGGGUGGUACAUCAAUAAUAUCUAUUGGUUUAGCUGAUGAUCAACAUGAUUUAGGAAUAGAUGCAGCUAUUGAUCCAUGGAUACAAAAAUUGUUUAAUCAAAUUGGUGAAUUAUACAAUAUAACAUUGUUAAAAUCAAUAAAAUCAUCAUUUAAAUUCUAUAAUAAUAAUAAUGAUGAUGAUGAUGAUGAUACAUUUAAUAUAGAGGAGCGUUAUGAUGUUACAAUAUUAUCCAAUGAUGAUGAUGAUGAUAAUAAUAAAUAUUAUUUAGAUAAUAUAUAUAUGAAAGAAGUUGGUAUUAAUGAAAAUUUAAAAGUAUGUAAAGUUAUUGACAAUAUUAAAUUAACAGCACAAGAUCAUUAUCAAGAUGUUAGAUUAAUAAAAUUAUUAUUUAAUAAUGAUAAUAAUAUCGAUUAUGAGCCAGGUGAUGUUAUUUAUUUAAGACCAGAAAAUUCAUUACAACAAAUAGAUAAUUUUUUCGAAUUACUUAAACAACAUAAUAUUCCAAUUAAUAAAAAUACAAUUAUUAAAUUAAAUAAGAAAGAAAUAAAAAUACCAUAUAUUUUAGAAGAACCAGUAAAACUUGAACAACUUGUUAAAUAUUAUUGGGAUUUAAAUUAUAUUCCAAGAAGAUCAACAAUGUAUAUAUUAGCUUCUAUAAGUGAUAAUAAAUUGGAAAAAGAUAAAUUAAUCGAAUUUACAACAGCUGAUGGACAAGAAGAAUUAUUUAAUUAUGUUAACCGACCAAGAAGAAAUAUUAUUGAAGUAUUGAAUGAUUUUCCAAAUACUGCUAAAAAAUUAAAUGAAAAAAUAUUAUUUGAAAUAAUGUCACCAAUAAAACAACGGGCUUUUAGUAUUGCCUCAAGUAAUAAAUAUACAAAAAAUCAAAUAGAUUUAUUGGUAGCUGUUGUUAAAUAUAAAACAAAUCUUAUUACACCACGUUUUGGUUUAUGUUCUAAUUGGUUAGCCUCAUUAAAAAUAAAUAAUAAUAAUAAUAAUAAAAUAAUAUGUUGGUUACAAAAAGGUACUUUCAAAUUUGAUUAUGAUAAACCAAUGAUUUUAAUUGGUCCGGGUACUGGACUUGCUCCAUUUAGAUCAUUAUUACUUGAAAGAUUGGCUUUGAAACAUGAUUUUACCGAUACUGUUUUAUUUUUUGGAUGUCGGUAUAAAGAUAAAGAUAAUCAUUGUCGUAAUGAUAUUGAAAAAUUAAUAUAUAAUAAUAAUAAUAAUAAUAAUUUAAAAGUCUUUUUUGCUUUUUCUCGAGAUCAGGAAAACAAAAUAUAUGUUCAACACAUAAUACGUGAGCAAGGUAAAUUAUGCUGGGAAUUAUUGUCAAAAGGUGGAAAAAUUUAUCUGUCAGGAAGCUCUAAAAAUAUGCCAAAGGAUGUAAGAGAUGAAUUUAUUGAUUUAUCAAAAAAAUUUGGUAAUUUUAGUGAUACUCAAGCCGAAGAGUUUAUUAAACAACUUGAAAAAACUGGACGAUAUCAAACUGAGACAUGGGCAUGAAUUUUUAUUUUACAUUCACUUUUAUUUAUUUAUUAAAAAAAUAUAAAUUAACAACUCACUAUUAAUAAAUAGAUAAUGUACAGUACAAACAAUAGAUGGUUUUUUUAAAAAGUAUAAUUAUAGAAAUAAAAUUUCUUGUAUUUAU